Molecule: messenger RNA, 693 nt
Organism: Nematocida minor
Lineage: Eukaryota; Fungi; Microsporidia
Exons: 1
Coding region: 1-693 (230 amino acids)
Source: RefSeq, a predicted model, not a curated record
AUGGAUAACCAGUCGGAAAAAAAGAGCAGGAGAAAUCUAUCAGAGCUAAUAGAAAACAGUGCAAAUGACCCAGAGCAGGCAAUGGUGCACAGGAAAUACCUCAUGUACAAGGAAGAGUAUGUAAGGUCUUUCACGCUGACCCAGUACAUGAUCCAGAAGCUCCGCGGGAGUCUUAUUAAUAGUUUUGUGCCAGGGGCUGUUGGAUGGACUCUUCUCUACUCCUCAGAGAUGCACGGGUACUCGCUGAAUACACUCAUAUCGCAGGCGAUGAAAGGGCCCAGCAGAGGCUGCUUUAUUCUCUCUGUGAUAGAGGACCUUUGCACACAAAGCGAGUACGAGAGAGUCUUUGGCGUGGUGUUUUUUGAAAAGCUGCGGUACGAAAAUUCAUCGUUUGGCACGGGGGAUACUUCUCUGUUCAGGUUUAGAACACCGAGAGAGCAGAACAUGGGAGCGGGCCCAAAUGCGCUGCUGAACAUAUACAGCGCAAACACAGGCAUUGAAAAGCGCAUGUAUAUUAUGGCAAAGAGAGAGUAUUUGGCGUUUGGCUGCGGGAGCGGCAAGUUUGGGCUGCGCCUGGAAAAGACUCUUCUUCAGGGCGAGUCAAAUGCGGUGGAGACAUUUAACAACGAAGUGCUGAGCCACAGAGAGAAGUUCAACAUCCGGCAGAUUGAGCUGUGGCAUGUAAGGACGUAA